Molecule: messenger RNA, 896 nt
Organism: Thelazia callipaeda (thelaziosis nematode)
Lineage: Eukaryota; Metazoa; Nematoda; Chromadorea; Rhabditida; Thelaziidae
Source: the annotation of a GenBank genome assembly
AUGAUUUUAGAACUAAGUUAUUCUGAUGGAAAUUUUACAUGCAAGGAAUUACGAGAUAAUCGACAUUAUCGGUCUCCUGGAUCGCGCAAGUUGACAGAUAUAAUUGGUGUAAACACAGGUGGGCCAGGAAGUCGACGACUUGGGGAAAUUGGUCACACACCUGAAGAAUACGCGAAAUUCAAGGAUCUUGUGGAACGAAUGUUAACAUUUGAUCCAAGGGAACGUAUUGAGCCGUUAGCCGCAGUGAAACAUCCUUUUUUUUCACGCAAAGCCGAUGAUUCUGGUCAUAUGGGUUCUAAUUCUGUAUCUCAUUCAAGAAUUUUACAAGCAAUUGCAGUGUCGAAUAAUGUUCAACCCACUUCACGUGCUACAAUAGUAGCUUUCACCAAUAGUUAUCAUAAAUGCCACUAUUGCAAGGAACAUUUAUUGUCGACAUUUGUACCUCAUCGAUGUCAUAUAUUGAUAGAUUGUUGGACUGGUCUGGCGGUAACAUUUACUUCGGAGGCUUCAUUUUUUUCGUCUCAGUUGUCAUUUCGUUGGAAACUACCGGAAACAGUCAAACCCUUUGAAGAAGAAUUAGACGCAUUAUACCUCAAGGCCCGGAAUAUUUACUUACGAUUAGAGUUGAAGCGAAAACUUGCUUUUUUAUUUCCUGCCAUGAAUCAUCGAGAAAUAUGCAUAUUUGGAUCAUUGCUAAGCAGAUCUGUGCUCACCACAGGUCAUGCCAAUUUGCAUGCUCCAAUCUCGACACCGAUGCUGCCGAUACAUUAUGCCAACUACUCUACACGAUUCGGUUGUAGGAGUCGGCUAUCUGACCAAUAUAAUCAUUUGGGCGGACAUACGCAACAAAGUCCACCCAUAAAACAAAGUAUUGUCCUGAAGGUUGAGGUAUGAAU